AAAAUACGGUGGCGUUUUGCGUUUGUAUUUGUGUCGAGUGGAAGGUGUGCUUCAAUCUUAUCGUGUUGCAAGAGAUAAAUUUAGUGCGUGGAGUGAUUGAAAAUCGGUCGUGAUAAGACAGUUCAAAGUUCCAAGACUGCACCAUUUAGUAUCUCGUAAACUCCCCAAGAUGUUUAUUGAGGAGAAACUAGAUAUGGAUGGCCUUGGUAUAACCUUGGCGAUAAAGACACUCCAAGCCAUCGCGUUCGUGUGUGAUAUUUUAACAUUUCCAGUGUACGUCCUCUUCCAAAGACCAUGGAGGAACAGGUCCUUGUCGCGGAGAGUUAAGGCUGUAGUGGUGAAAGUGGAGUAUGAUAGCGGAAAAGACGUAAACGUCAAUAUUGAUGGAGACAAACGCGGUGAUAAUUUUUUACUAAAACAGCUGCGAAAUGGCAAGGCGAUACCAGUAUCGAGUGACGCCAGGAGUAUAACUUACAGGUCCUUAAGCGAUCCCGGCGAAUGUCACAUUCAAAUGGUUCGAGAAAACAUCGACACGCUAGCGAAAGUAUUAGAGUUUUGCGUGAAACGAUACGCGAACAAAAAGUGUCUGGGCACGCGCCAAAUUAAAGCGGAAGAGGAUGAGGUUCAAGCGAACGGGAGAGUUUUUAAAAAGUACGUCAUGGGCGAUUACAUGUGGAAGACCUACGCCGAAGUGGAUAUGCUGGCGACCAAUUUCGGUAAGGGCAUUCGGGAGUUGGGAAAUCAGCCUAAAGAAAACAUCGUAAUCUUUGCGGAAACGCGAGCGGAAUGGAUGAUAGCAGCUCAGGGUUUAUUUAAACAGAGUAUACCCGUUGUAACGAUUUACGCCACCUUAGGCGAUGAGGCUAUUACACACAGUAUUAAUGAAACCGAAGUCACCACCAUCAUUACUAGUUACGAUCUCAUGCCCAAAUUUAAGAAAAUUCUCGCCAGCACGCCUUCGGUUAAAACCAUCAUUUACAUGGAAGAUCAGCUGAAGAAGUUUGAGAACUCUGGAUAUAAAAGUGGAGUGGAAAUAAUUCCAUUUAACACGGUCGUGAAACGAGGAGCCGAAUCAAAAAUACAAAACUGCAUGCCGUCGCCGAAUGAUGUUGCGAUAAUCAUGUACACCAGCGGAUCGACAGGCGUUCCGAAAGGUGUCGUUAUUGUACACUCAAAUUUGGUGGCAACUCUAAAGGCUUUUUCGAAUGCCGUUACAAUUCGCGAUGAUGACUGCUUGAUAGCCUUCCUACCAUUGGCUCACGUUUUCGAGUUAUUAGUGGAAAGCGUAUGUUUGUGUACGGGUGUUGCCAUAGGUUACUCGACUCCUUUAACCAUGAUAGACUCGUCGAGCAAAAUCAAAAAGGGAACAAAAGGAGACGCUUCAGUAUUACGACCUACAUGCAUGACAUCUGUUCCACUCAUUUUAGAUAGGAUAUCGAAAGGCAUACAGGAGAAAGUUAGUAAAGGAAGUAAUGUCGCGAAGGCGUUAUUUAAAUUCUCGUACGAUUAUAAGACGAUGUGGACGCGCCGUGGCUAUUCGACCCCUCUUGUAGACAAAAUCGUCUUUAGCAAAAUUAGACAGAUCUUGGGAGGACGCAUACGGUUGGUCUUAUCGGGAGGCGCCCCUCUAUCUCCGGACACACACGAACAAAUCAACACCUGUCUCUGUAUUAGUAUCGUCCAGGGUUACGGCCUCACCGAAACGACGUCCUGCGCCACAAUUAUGGAUUGCCACGACAUGUCGGUCGGACGAGUAGGCGGGCCCACUACAGUUUGUGAUAUUAAAUUAGUUAAUUGGGAAGAGGGUCACUAUAGAAUAACAGAUAAGCCGUAUCCUCGAGGGGAGAUUGUCGUAGGAGGCGAUUGUAUCAGCAUGGGGUAUUAUAAAUUGCCAGAGAAGACUAGGGACGACUUUUAUGAGGCGGAUGGAAAGAGAUGGUUUAAGACAGGCGACAUUGGUGAAAUUCACAGUGAUGGAGUUGUCAAAAUUAUCGACCGUAAGAAGGAUCUAGUAAAACUACAGGCCGGCGAAUACGUAUCGUUGGGAAAAGUCGAGACUGAAUUGAAGACGUGUCCGAUCGUCGACAACGUCUGCAUUUACGGAGAUUCGAGCAAACAGUACUGCGUAGCCCUCAUCGUCCCCAAUCAGACACAACUAACCGAUCUCGCGACCAAAAACGGUAUUAGUAACAAGAACUUCGCCGACCUGUGCUCGUUGCCCGCAAUGGAAAAGGCCGUCCUACAGGAGCUGCUCGAGCACGGAAAGAAAUGUAAAUUGGAGAAAUUUGAAAUACCGGCGGCUGUGAAGUUGUGCACCGAGGUCUGGUCACCGGAUAUGGGACUGGUAACGGCAGCGUUCAAGUUAAAGAGGAAAGAUAUUCAAGAGAGAUAUCAGCACGAAAUAAACAGGAUGUACGCAUCUUGAAACCUACUGCAACAUCACUAGGUAUAAUUUAUCGUAAGCACUAAGCGAAGACUUGUAUUUUAUAAGAAAUGUAAAUUAUGGAAGAGGUGCGUGCAAAUAUUUUUUAAAUGAAAUACUCAUACAGCUUAUGGUUUUUGUACAUAUACUUAAGAAUUAUUUUUUAAUAAUAACGAAAAUAUCCUCUUCUCAUGAUUGCUUCGCGCGUUUUAGCGAUAGUGUCUUUUUAGUUCACCCUGAUGCGAUUUAUGUAGUUUUAGCCUGUACAAAAUGUUAUAAUUUUGUAGUAUACAUAUUUUAAAAUGUUGUAAGGGUUCUUGUGAAUAUAGGGUACAAUUCUUUUAAAAGUUCUCUAUGUAUAUUCAAUUUAUUUAUGGUACAGUAUGUGUGAAUAAUGUACGAUCGAAUGUUUUUGUUAUAAGACAAAAUGCUUAAUGAGUACUUAAGAUAAUUGAUCGCAACAAACAGAAGAUUUCUAGUUAAAAUGGUAGACGAGAUUGAUGAUGUUAUCAACUUGUACAAAACUUGUCUAUUUUGUAUGUAAGUAUUAUUCAAUAACAUCACAAUACCUACGAAAUUAGGAACAAUCAAAAUGUUAAUUUAUUUUCUAAUGUUAAACCGGUGGCAAAUUAUAUUUAACUGUGCAAUAAAACAAAUGAUCAUCUU
Messenger RNA from Photinus pyralis (common eastern firefly), 3088 nucleotides. It is a transcript of the gene Acsl, whose product is annotated as long-chain-fatty-acid--CoA ligase 4. The record is from RefSeq and is a predicted model, not a curated record. NCBI's taxonomy places the organism in Eukaryota, Metazoa, Arthropoda, Insecta, Coleoptera, Lampyridae. Gene Ontology annotation, cellular component: plasma membrane; endoplasmic reticulum; lipid droplet. The transcript has 13 exons. Gene Ontology annotation, biological process: long-chain fatty acid metabolic process; neuron differentiation; long-chain fatty-acyl-CoA metabolic process. Bases 170 to 2425 code for a protein of 751 amino acids. Gene Ontology annotation, molecular function: palmitoyl-CoA ligase activity.